AACACACUUCCGCAUAGGUAGACUCCCACAUGUUUCACCAGUCUGUAUCUCUUGAGGAGACACACUAAAACUAAUUUCUUUAGAGGUGUUAUUUCCCCCCUGGUUUUUUAUUGCUAAUAUGAGUCCUCUGUGUGACAGCUGCGUCGAGAACGUCAAUAAUCUCAAUCAGCAGGUGUCUGUGAUGAGGAAAGAAAUCAAGAACCUGAGGGAGAUGUUGGCCAGUGCAAUUCGAGCGCAUCGCAAACACAUGACAUCCAUUCAGUCUGCUGUGUCAAACAUUAAACUGUGUGAACCAGAUGAAGACCAGACAGCAUCACCACCACCACCUUCAUUAACAUCACCUCAGGCCGCAUUGGAGCAAGGAUCCAUCCAGACAGUCCCAAUCGGAUACAUAAGUUCCUGUUUCUCUGUGAAGAAUGGGACCCCCAGACAGCCCACCAUAUGUGGCCCCUCGAGGGCAGAGCUGCGCAUCCAGCAGAGUGUCUUCAAUAACCCUGAGCACGCUUUGGUGGGCCUCGAGCAAUACUCCCACGUCUGGAUUAUCUUCCUCUUUCACAAAAACGGACACUUGAGCUACAAAGCCAAAGUGAAGCCUCCUCGACUCAACGGUCAGAGAGUGGGUGUGUACUCUACACGCAGUCCGCACCGACCAAAUGUACUGGGCCUAACUCUGGCAAAACUCGAUAAAAUUGUUGGAGAUACAGUACAUCUGUCAGACAUUGACAUGAUUGCUGGCACCCCAGUCCUGGACAUCAAACCCUACAUCCCAGAGUAUGACUCUCCUCAAACCAGGAUUGUUCUGGACUCAGAAUCCUGUGAUUCUAAUAAAGACCAACUACAUUCAACUGCUGUGUCACUAAAUGAGACCACAGGCACAUUAAAACUCGAUAAAGACUCGGAAACAGAUCCUCAGUCAGGUCUAAAAACUGAAAGAACUGAUGAAGAAGAUGACUCAGGAACUCUCCUCUCAAGAGAAAAAUCUGAAGUAGGUGUUCCGGUGUCAGAUUCCAGAGUUGGUGCUCAGUUUGCCCUUCCUAAAGUCCUGCAAAGUGUGCUGGAGGAGGUCAAGACCUUUGUAACCCAGGGGGAAGUUUGUCAGCUGAGUUGUGCGAGUGAGGAUCAAGUUUCAGACUCGCCAAAAACAGAACCACAGGAGUCGACUUUGGACCACCUCUGCUACGGAGAAGAGGCCUACAGCACCAUUGCCGGCUGGAUUAGAGAGCCUCCUGUUGGAAGUCUGGAUGUGCGUUUCACCCCUAAUGCUGAGAGGGAGUUAGCAGAGUUCCUUCCCGCACACCUGUCAGGAGGACCCUCUGACAGUAACAGACCCAGGUUCAAGUUUCUACAAGGUCCAGAGGAGGCUGCUGCUGCCAUCAGAGGGGUGCUGUCAGCAGACCCUCGCUCAGUCUACAGGAGGACACGCUGCAGAGACAGACUCUUCUACUUCACCCUGGAUACAGCCGACAUCACCUGCUGGUUUGGACGAGGCUUCGCUGAGGUGUUGCAGGUCCGACCUGUUGAGCAACACGUCGCCUCGAUGUCAGAAACAAUUUCACUGAAAAAUGCAUAGAUGUUAGUCUACAUUCUACUAAGUGUUCAUCAACUCAACAUUUUUUCAUGGAACACUAAUGUGUAUUUUAGUAAGAAGAUGGAUCUUGUUGAAAAUCAAGUCACAUGAAAAAGCUCAUGAGUUAUUAAAUAAAUCAUAUUUGAAAUAGAAA
Molecule: messenger RNA, 1721 nt
Organism: Labrus mixtus (cuckoo wrasse)
Lineage: Eukaryota; Metazoa; Chordata; Actinopteri; Labriformes; Labridae
Gene: trmo
Product: tRNA methyltransferase O
Exons: 6
Coding region: 119-1570 (483 amino acids)
Source: RefSeq, a predicted model, not a curated record